AUCGUGCUUUUAAAUGUUCUUUCUGCUCAGUAUUUUAUAUACCAAAAACACCUUGUUUUCUAUGCCGAACAUUAUAAUUGAAUAAUAAUUAUCAUAGCCUUUAUUUAAUUCAGGUAAUCCCACUGAGAUCAAGGUCUGUUUUUGGAAGACAGACAUGAGUACAGCAGGACUUUUGGUGGGGCACGUGUAGGUCUGAGAGGUCAUCUUUCGCUGACCGGCUAUGUGACAGUCAGAGUUGCGGCCAAUCAGAGAACUACUUUCAUGCUCGUGCGCCUCCCGCAUAGAUGAAACAGCCAAUGAGAAGUGCAGUACGAUUUUUAAAUCCACCGAGCUCUCACCGCCCUAUUUCGCAGUGUAGUGGUCUGAUAUUUGUCGUUGCAGAGUCAGUGAAUACUGAGACUCCUCGUCCUUUUGGAUUGUUUUGUUUUGGGAACUGACAUGGCAAAAGGGAAGAAAAAUGUUGUGAGAACAGACAAAAAGCCUGAAGACACUAUUGAACUUAAAGUCACCUCACGGAAGGGGACAAAGGAAAACAAACCAGCUACUAACAAGGAUUGCGUAGGUACAGUGCAAUCAAUUUUCCAGAAUUUACGGAGUCCAAACAAACCUAGAUCCCCUCUCAGCGACAGUUCGAGCAUGCUGAUCCAGGAAAGAAAUGAAUCUGAUGCAACUAAUCCUGACAUGUCAAAUCUGAAAAAAGACAUACUUAAUGAAAUAAAAUCUGACAGUUGUGAGUCGAAAGAGCAGGAGCCUAAAAUGGCUUGUCUUAGUCAUGGGAUGAGAGAACAAGCCACUGACCAACUCGAGCAAAAAGAGUCCACGACGCACACAAAUACCAGGUCUGCAGCAGACAUCAAAGCUUCAGCAUCCAAAACUCGGAGUAGAACUGGUCGCAAACUCGGAGCAAAAAAGACAGAGAAUAAAGCUCCCCAAAACAGAAAGGUCACAGACUAUUAUCCCAUCAGACGGAGUAACAGAAAAACUAAGGCAGAGUUAAAGAGUGAAGAACACAGACACAUCGAUGACCUGAUAAAGAAUGGCACUGAAGAAGGAAUGCAGGUCAAACACAUAGAAGGAAAAGGAAGAGGGGUAUUUGCUGUCAAGGACUUUGAAAAGGGCGAGUUUGUCGUGGAGUACCAUGGAGACCUACUGGAACUAGCCAAGGCUAAAAUAAGAGAGGCCGAGUACGCAAAGGAUCCCCAAACAGGCUGUUACAUGUACUACUUCCAGUAUCAAGCUAAAACAUACUGUGUGGACGCUACAAAGGAAACAAGCCGUCUUGGGAGACUGAUCAACCACAGUAAAACUGGCAAUUGCCAGACUAGACUUCACGCAAUCGAUGGAACCCCUCAUCUGAUCUUGGUAGCUUCCAGAGAAAUCAAAGCAGAGGAAGAGCUGUUGUAUGACUACGGUGAUCGGAGUAAAGCCUCAGUCUUGGCCCACCCUUGGCUCAAAUACUGAAUCCUUGACCACAGAAGUUCAUAUUUCAAGAUGAAUUGAUGCUCUCAGCUGUGCUGUUCAUCUUUAUGUAAAAGAUGCUGUAGAUGAGCAGGCCGCAACAUGCUUUUUUUUUUUUAAUUAAGUAUAAAAAAUGUUUUUGUUUUUAAAUGGAGGCUAAUGCUUCAUCUCAUGAAGAGUGUGUUUUUGCAGCAGUUGUUUUUAUCAUGCUUUUUAUAUAUAUUUUUUUUUAAAAAGUCUAAUUGUAGCAGAGUGAUGCAAACUUGAAGAGUAUUUCUCCUGGAUAACCAGGGUUUCACAUUGUCCAUGGGGUUUCCUUUUGUAAUGAAUAUAACUGACAAUUCAAUUUCACUAUUGUAAAUUAUUACCUGUGUUGUAAAUUGAGGAAUAAAACACUGUUGAGUUUUUCUUUCCAGCUGUA
Messenger RNA from Siniperca chuatsi (mandarin fish), 1879 nucleotides. RefSeq names its product lysine methyltransferase 5Ab (gene kmt5ab). The transcript has 8 exons. Gene Ontology annotation, molecular function: histone H4K20 methyltransferase activity; protein binding. The record is from RefSeq and is a predicted model, not a curated record. NCBI's taxonomy places the organism in Eukaryota, Metazoa, Chordata, Actinopteri, Centrarchiformes, Sinipercidae. Bases 439 to 1461 code for a protein of 340 amino acids.